CGGCGCUGCAAGUCUCCUUUAGACGUGCAGCCCAGGCUGUAGCCAUCUUUGCUCAGCCCGAUAGACUGUCUUUUAAUAAAAUAGCCUUUCUUAAACUUUCUUAAACUUUCUCAACUUGCCUGACUGUGAGCGCGUUCCUUUACAGGCCGACCUAUCAUUUGGUGCCGACCGCCGGGAGGGUUUAGGGCAGAGAAAGCAGGAUCGUCCCUUCCCUUUCUCUUCUCCCUCCCCGCGGCUUGUUCCGUUCUCUGGCUGCCCUCCCGGAGCUGCCGGACCUGCCAUAAGGACGCACUUCGGGACUUUCUCCCUUCUGUUGCUGGCAUCCCAGACAACAUCAGGCCAGACUCUCACACUGGGUCUCACAAAACUUCAAGACAUUGCUCCACACAUUGCGUUUUAGCAGGUCCUGCUUAACGGAGCCGUUUGGAAGGAUAUACGUUGACGGUCAAGAUUUACCGUGGCGUGUUUUACUUCACAUGCAACUGUUACAAUAAAACGUGUUACUGGGUGCUUCUCAACAUGGCUACGAAGAAAAAAUUAAGAAAAACAAUAGAUGAGCAUCGUGAGUUUAAAACUGAAUGGACUGAAUCUUUCGCAUUUAUCUCGAACUCAGAUGGGUUUCCAACCUGUCUCAUUUGCCAAGAAAAACUGGCGCACAACAAAAAGUCAAAUUUGGAGAGACACUUCAUGACAAAACAUGCCACAUUUGCCAGACAAUAUCCUGUCGGUGACACGAGAAAGAGAGCAGUUGAAGAACUUCAGAAAAAUGUUGAAAAAUCAAGUUCUGUAUAUAAAUAUUGGAAACAGUCUGCCAAUAAUGUUAAUAUUGCAAGCUUUGUAGUGAGUCAGGAGAUUGCUAAGAGAGGAAAACCAUUCACAGAUGGUGAAUACAUAAAAUGUUAUUUUGUUAAUGCAUCUGAAGAACUUUUUCGGGAUUUCAAAAACAAAGCAGAGAUUUUAAAUAAAAUUAAAAACAUACCGUUAUCUGCCAAAACAGUAGCAGAUAGGACAGUUAAAAUGUCCUCAAAUGUGACCAACCAACAAGUGGAAGACAUUAAAUUAGCUUCAGCCUUAUCAAUUGCAGUAGAGUCAUGCGACAUCAAGGACAUAGCCCAAGUUUCCCUUUAUGUGCGGUAUAUAUCAUCUGAGGGUCCGAGAGAAGAACUUCUGGGAUUGUUGCCACUCAAGGGCCAAAUGCAUGGAGAGGACAUAGCAAAUGCUGUCCUUGAAUGCAUGGAAAAAAAUCAUAUCCCGCUCAAUAAAAUUGUUUCAAUUGCAACCGAUGGUGCAAAAAGUAUGACAGGUGUGAGAAAGGGUUUUGUUUCAAUUUUAAAAGAAAAAAUUAAUCAUGAAGUGAUUACUUUUCAUUGUAUACUCCACCAGGAAGCACUUUGUGCACAAACAUUUCCAGAAGAAAUUGGUAAAAUCAUGGAAUUGGUAAUUAAGAUUACCAACACCAUUAUAGCAAGGGGAAUUAACCAUCGACAAUUUAAAGAAUUGCUAAGUGAAAUGGAGAGCGAGUAUUCAGAUCUUCUCCAGUACAACAGGGUUCGAUGGCUUUCCAGAGGCGACAUGUUAAAGCGUUUUUCAUCUUGCAUAAAUGAAAUCAAACUAUUUCUGGACAACAAGGGUGUUCAAUAUCCAGAAUUAACAGAAGAUCAGUGGUUGCAAAAAUUGUACUUUAUGGUGGACGUUACAUCACAACUGAAUCAGCUCAAUUCUAAAUUACAAGGCAAGGGAAAUACUGCUUUUUCAAUGCUAGAAGAAGUUAUUUCAUUUGAAAAGAAACUGAUUCUGUUCACUGAAGAUUUAGAGAGUGGAACUUUAGUUCAUUUCCCAAACUUGUCUCAAUAUCGCCGAGAAAACAAUGCCCUCAUCAACAAAGAUUAUUUCAAGACGGCAGUUUUAAACAUGAGAGAAUCUUUUCUUCAAAGGUUUCAGGAAUUCAGAAAUAAUAAAGCGACUCUAGCUUUUAUUACAAAUCCUCUUAAUGCCAACGUUAAGGAAUUAAAUUUUUCUCCAUUUGAUAUUGACAUGGCUAAUUUUGAAAUACAAUUGGUGGACUUGACAAGCAAAGACUUAUGGAGCUCCAAAUUUGUACGUCUUGGUACUGAAAUAGAAGAACUGGAAAGAGAAAAAUGCAGUCUGAUUUCACAGCACAAGCAGACUGCCAUAAAAGACCUACAGAAGGCAGACUCAAUGAUUUUCAAUACUUGGAAUAGUCUUCCGGACUCAUAUUAUGAGUUGAAAAAAUUUGCAUUUGGUGUUCUCAGUAUCUUUGGGUCUACAUAUUUAUGUGAGCAAUCGUUUUCUCACAUAAAUUCCAUUAAAUGUAAAUUAAGGAGCCAAAUUACUGAUGCCAACUUGGAAUCAUGCCUUAAAUUAAAAACGACUAGUUACAAGCCAGAGAUACAGAAACUUUCUCAGGAAAUGCACGCUCAUUGCUCACACUGAUUAAAACCAAUUAGAGCAUUUUUUUGUGUGUGAAUUUUUCUUAUUUU
Messenger RNA from Hipposideros armiger (great roundleaf bat), 2501 nucleotides. RefSeq names its product general transcription factor II-I repeat domain-containing protein 2-like. The transcript has 4 exons. The record is from RefSeq and is a predicted model, not a curated record. Bases 520 to 2454 code for a protein of 644 amino acids. NCBI's taxonomy places the organism in Eukaryota, Metazoa, Chordata, Mammalia, Chiroptera, Hipposideridae.